This is a messenger RNA of Micromonas commoda, 1177 nucleotides long. Its product is annotated as major facilitator superfamily. The transcript has 4 exons. The record is from RefSeq and is a predicted model, not a curated record. Gene Ontology annotation, cellular component: membrane. The coding region runs from base 5 to 1126 and encodes 373 amino acids. Gene Ontology annotation, biological process: transmembrane transport. Gene Ontology annotation, molecular function: transmembrane transporter activity. NCBI's taxonomy places the organism in Eukaryota, Viridiplantae, Chlorophyta, Mamiellophyceae, Mamiellales, Mamiellaceae.
CGCCAUGUACACGUCCUUGGCGAUUGCAGCGACGGGGGCGGCGGCCUCUGCUGCAUCUCUUGGUUAUUGGCAGUACCUCAUCUUCAAACUACCGAUCGGGUUCGGUUGCGGCGGUAUAGGAGUAUCAUCGUUCGUCCUGAGCACUGAGCCGCUGGGAGCAAAGUGGCGUGCAUUCCUUGGGAUCGCUACCCAGUAUUGGUGGGCCUCAGGCAUAUGUUUCAUGUCGGGCGUCGCAGCAAUUAUGACGGAGUGGAGAACACUCACUUUCUUCUUCGUUUUCCUGACAGGAAUGUACGCCAUCUUCUCUUCUCCACUUGUGAAGGAGUCGCCGAGAUGGUUACUAAUUUCUGGCGAGGUGGAGAAAGCCCACGCCAUCCUUACAACUUAUGCCAAAGUCAACGAUAAGGCUAUACCUCCUGAAGGCCUGCCUCCAUUGAAGUUGCCCAAUGAAAACAGCAAGACCGCGAGCAUCGGAGAUUUAUUGCCAUUUCCUUCCUUGCGUCGGCGACUCGUCGCAAUGGCUUUCAUUUUCUUUGUCAAUAGCAUGGUGUAUUACGGUCUAUCGCUCAAUGUCGGCUCAUUAGGAGGCUCGAUUUAUUUGAACAAUUUCCUCUCCGGCCUGGUUGAAAUGCCCUCUUACGCCUUCGCUCAAUUUGCGGUUGAAGCGAUGGGAAGGCAGCGAACUUUGGUGCUUUUGCUAGCGAUCGCCGGGAUUGGCUGCCUGAUAAGUGGAUUUGCGCAGGGUACAGCAAAAACCGUUGUCGCUCUCGCAGGUCGCUUCGGUAUCGCAGCAUCAUUCAACAUGAUCUUCUUGUAUACAACGGAAUUGUUUCCAACAGUUGUACGAAGCGCGGCUCUGGGUUUUUGUUCAUUGGUCGCUCGUGUGAGUGGAAUAGCAGCGCCGCAAAUUAUCGCGCUUCAAAUGUUUGAGCCCGCCCUUCCUUUUUUGAUAUUCGGAGGUUUCGCCGUUGCUGCAUGUUUAAUGGCGACAGCAUUGCCUGAGACGAAGGGGGUCAACGUAGAAGAUACGCUCGAAGGCGCAGCAGCGCAAAGCGCGUCAUUGAACGGUGCUACAAAUUUUACAAGGCUUGAAGAAAGUGAAGAGGAAGAAAUGUUACGUGUUUAGCUAUCUCUAGUUAAUAGACACUAUUUCUCAAGGAGAGCGUCCUGCGCGCGC